Messenger RNA from Rosa rugosa (rugosa rose), 420 nucleotides. RefSeq lists its product as uncharacterized. The annotation marks the transcript as partial. The transcript is spliced from 3 exons. Lineage: Eukaryota; Viridiplantae; Streptophyta; Magnoliopsida; Rosales; Rosaceae. The record is from RefSeq and is a predicted model, not a curated record.
AAAAUUUAUAUAAAAUCAUCAAAACUAGUUUGUGUUCUAAAGCAUUCCUGGUUGUUGAGAGCUAUGGCGAAAGUGAGGCCAAUUCAAGUUUGGAUAUUUACAGUGGUGGUGAUCUCGGCAUUGGUAUCGAUCUCCGAGUGUGCGAAGAAGCCAGUGACUGUGGCGAGGAAGGAAGACAUUCCUUUCAUCAAAUGCCAGGUCUGUGAGAAGCUCGCAGCUCAGUUGCACCACCAAGUUGAGAAGAAGAGAGCUGAGGUCGAACCCAAGAAGAUCUCGGAGUAUCAGAUUAUUGAGAUUACGGAGAAUGUUUGUAAUCUGAAGAAGGCGGAGGCGGAUUGGAUUUUGCUGAUUGACAUAGUUGAACAAGGAGAUAAGUUGCAGCUGGUGGAACAAGAAUCUGAAGGACAAUGCAAUUCCGAA